AGGUCUCAAAGUAGUACAACUAUGUCGUGGCAGAAAUACAGAAGUUUUGGUUGAUAAGAAGAACUUACAUAAGGUCAUUAACGCAUUCAGUUCUUCCAGACGUUCGAAAAGAUGCGAUUUAUUUUCGCUUCAUUAUUUUUUACGAUUUUUGUUCCGCACGCUGUGGUCGCUGGUCCUUACAGUGACCCGCAUUGCGCGUCCGGUCGUGAUUCCAUAGUUCAUUUGUUUGAAUGGAAGUGGUCUGAUAUCAAAGCCGAAUGCCAGAGGUUUCUAGGGCCAUACGGAUACUGUGGCGUCCAGGUGUCGCCCCCGAACGAGAAUGCAGUUAUAACUAGUCCAAACCGGCCUUGGUGGGAACGAUACCAGCCCGUUAGUUAUAAGUUAAUAUCAAGAAGUGGAAAUGAACAGGAAUUUAGGGACAUGGUGAACACGUGCAACAAAGCCGGUGUAAGAAUUUAUGUCGACACCGUUAUAAAUCACAUGACCGGCGGAUACACCGGAACCGGAACUGGAGGCGACCAAUUCGACGGUGUAAGCUGUACUUUUCCAGGUGUACCUUUUAGUAGUAAAGACUGCAAUGGCCAUGACAAUUGCCAUACAACCGAUGGUUCAAUCCAUAAUAUGAACGACCGCGAAGAGGUUCGCAACUGUAAACUUUUUGGACUUGCAGAUCUUCGACUGUCAGAGGAUUAUGUGAGGGAAACAAUUGCCGGGUAUUUUAAUCAUCUUAUUGAUAUGGGCGUUGCUGGCUUUAGAGUUGAUGCGGCGAAACACAUGUGGCCAGGAGAUCUGGAAAAUAUCUUUUCUAGACUUCAUAAUUUAAGGAGCGAUGCUUUUGGCUCCGGGAAGAAACCGUUUAUGUUUCAAGAGGUAAUCGACCAGGGCGGUGAAACAAUUAAAAUGUCCGAAUAUUUCAAUACUGGGAGAGUUACUAACUUUGUGUAUGGUAUUAAGCUAGCUGACGUUUUCCUCCGAAAUUCAAAUCAAGCAAAGUUGCUUGGUAACUUCGGUGAAGGGUGGGGAAUGCCAAGUAGAAAUGACGUCGUUGUGUUUUUAAGUAACCAUGACAACCAGAGAGGUCACGGAGGUGGCGGUGCACCCAUCACCUUCUGGGACCCGAAGCCGAUGAAAAUUGCAACAGCAUUUAUGCUUGCUCAUCCUUAUGGCUUCCCGAGGAUAAUGAGUAGUUAUCGCUGGAACAGAACUUUCGACGGCGGAGAUGACACAAAUAACUGGCAAGGACCACCCCACAAUGCCGACAUGAGCACACAGUCUGUUGUUAUCAACUCUGACAUGACAUGCGCUGGUGACUGGGUGUGCGAGCACAGAUGGCGUGAAGUUUAUAAUAUGGUUGCGUUCCGAAAUGUUGUCGCCGGCACGCCUCUGAAUAAUUUCCAUUCGUACGGUAAUCAGGCCAUUUCCUUUUCACGAGGGGAUAAAGGAUUCAUCGCACUUGUUGGUGACGGAAGUUCUAUAAAUAGUAAUAUUUAUACUGGACUUCCGUCUGGAAGUUAUUGUGACGUAAUCAGUGGAAAUUAUGACAAUGGCUCGUGCACUGGAAAGACAAUUCACGUUGAUGGAAGCGGAAAUGCACAUAUCAACGUAAAUGGUCACACAGACGACCCUAUGGUCGCUAUCCAUGUUGGUGCAAAAGUGGGCAGUCCUAAGAAAGUCACAACAUAGAUGAACUUCAAAAUGUAAUUUAUGAUAUGUUUAAAUAAAUUUUUAUUUGACCCGAUUCAUAUAUAAAAUUGUGAAAAAAUUACAAA
This is a messenger RNA of Ruditapes philippinarum (Manila clam), 1769 nucleotides long. RefSeq names its product alpha-amylase-like. Gene Ontology annotation, biological process: carbohydrate metabolic process. The transcript has 8 exons. Lineage: Eukaryota; Metazoa; Mollusca; Bivalvia; Venerida; Veneridae. Gene Ontology annotation, molecular function: alpha-amylase activity; cation binding. The record is from RefSeq and is a predicted model, not a curated record. Bases 112 to 1683 code for a protein of 523 amino acids.